Molecule: messenger RNA, 811 nt
Organism: Tribolium castaneum (red flour beetle)
Lineage: Eukaryota; Metazoa; Arthropoda; Insecta; Coleoptera; Tenebrionidae
Exons: 2
Coding region: 1-627 (208 amino acids)
Source: RefSeq, a predicted model, not a curated record
AUGGCCACCGCCAUGGAGGACUUUUCUUCAUGGUUAAGUCGCACUUUGGAGGAGUUAAACACGGAUGAAAGUGUCUUCGGCUCGUACAUUCAAGGCAUUUUAGACAGCGAUGAGUCCUGCGAGGAAAAAUCCGAGGCCCUACAAGGAAUACUUUCGGAAAUAAUUCAAAAUGAGGACGAAAUAAAUAAAAUAUGUAACGAAAUCCUCGAGAAAUGGCAGUUUCACAAACGCAAAGAGCCGCCCCCGGCUCAGAGCACCAGCGAGGACGUGGAUACAAAACUUGUCAAAUUACUAGAAUCUCAGUCAUUGGCCACCACCAAACAAAAAAAGUACACAGAAGAAGAGAAGAAAAUUCGUGAGGCGAUUUUGAUGCAGUACUCGCAAAUGACGGACGAUGAGGACGAGGCCGAGGAUGGGAAUCAGGCAGGGGAUCACAAAGAGAAUGGCUUGGAAAAAAACACAAAUGUACAGUCUGUCCUCCAAGCUGAGAAAGUGAAACGAGAACAGGCCAAACUUGAUAGUCAGAGGAAGAAGGAAAAGGAUAAGGAAGAUAGGGAAAAGCAGAAACAGCUAAGAGAGGAAAAGAAGGAGAAGCGCAAGACUCAAAAAGGGGAAAGAAGAAGGUAGCGACGUUGAAAAUUUGUAGGAUUUUUUUGGUUUUUCUCGUGGUUCUAUUGUGAAUAAUAAAUGUUGAUAAAAUGGUUAUUCUAGUAAGGCAAAAGCGACGAAUAUGUAUUGAGACAAAGUUGAUUUUUACAAUUUUAUGUAUGGAGACGAUUUAUUUUUAUAAACAGUCUGAAUUUAAAAAUGA